Monodelphis domestica (gray short-tailed opossum) is the source of this 6767-nucleotide messenger RNA. RefSeq names its product POZ/BTB and AT hook containing zinc finger 1 (gene PATZ1). Gene Ontology annotation, biological process: regulation of transcription by RNA polymerase II. The record is from RefSeq and is a predicted model, not a curated record. Lineage: Eukaryota; Metazoa; Chordata; Mammalia; Didelphimorphia; Didelphidae. Gene Ontology annotation, cellular component: nucleus. Gene Ontology annotation, molecular function: DNA-binding transcription factor activity, RNA polymerase II-specific; protein binding; RNA polymerase II cis-regulatory region sequence-specific DNA binding.
AGCAGCAGCAGUCUCCCAGCGGGCAUGUGGGCGGGAGAGGCGGCCCGCCAGGUGUAGAAGCGCCCGCCCUCUCGCACGUGCAGCAGCAGCAGCUCCCAUCCACUGGUCACUCGUGCCUGCCCGCCCGCCUGCCUGCAGCCAUGGAGCGGGUCAGUGGGGAUGCAGCGGCGGCGGCGGCGGCGGCGUCCUGCGGGGCUGGCGCAGGUAGCGGGGCCGGGGCUGGCGGUGCCCCAGGGCCCUCGUCCGGCUGCUACACGUACCAGGUGAGCCGCCACAGCACGGAGAUGCUGCACAAUCUGAACCAGCAGCGCAAGAAUGGUGGCCGCUUCUGCGACGUGCUUCUGCGCGUGGGGGACGAGAGCUUUCCGGCGCAUCGCGCGGUUCUGGCGGCCUGCAGCGAGUACUUCGAGUCCGUGUUCAGUGCGCAGCUGGCCGAGGGCGGGCCCGGAGGCCCGGACGCAGGGGGCCCACAAGACGUGACCGGGGCUGCUGGGGGCCCGGGGCCUGCGGGUGCCGGGCCCAGCCGGGAGCUGGAGAUGCACACGAUCAGCUCCAAGGUCUUUGGGGACAUCCUGGACUUCGCCUACACUUCCCGAAUUGUGGUGCGCCUGGAAAGCUUCCCCGAACUCAUGACAGCCGCCAAGUUCCUGCUUAUGCGCUCUGUCAUCGAGAUCUGCCAGGAGGUCAUCAAGCAGUCCAACGUACAGAUCCUGGUGCCCCCGGCCAGAGCCGACAUCAUGCUCUUCCGCCCCCCGGGAGCCACAGAUCUGGGCUUCCCCUUGGACAUGACCAAUGGGGCCGGCCUGGGGCCCAAUGGCAACGGCAUCGCGGGCAGCAUGCAGCCGGAGGACGAGGCCGCCAGGGCCGCAGGAGCCGCCAUCGCGGGCCAGGCCUCCCUGCCCGUUUUGCCAGGGGUUGACCGCCUGCCUAUGGUGGCCGGCCCUCUUUCUCCACAGCUGCUGACCUCCCCUUUCCAGAACGUGGGCAGCAGCGCCCCACCCCUGACUGGCAAGCGGGGCCGAGGCCGGCCCAGGAAAGCCAACCUGCUGGACUCCAUGAUGUUCGGAUCCCCGGGGGGUCUCCGAGAGGCGGGCAUCCUCCCGUGCGGCCUCUGUGGGAAGGUGUUCACCGAUGCCAACCGCCUUCGGCAGCAUGAGGCCCAGCACGGGGUCACCAGCCUGCAGCUGGGCUACAUAGACAUCCCGCCGCAGAGGGUGGGCGAGAACGGGCUGCCCAUCCCCGAGGACCCCGACGGCCCCCGCAAGAGGAGCCGGACGCGGAAGCAGGUGGCCUGCGAGAUCUGCGGCAAGAUCUUCCGAGACGUGUACCACCUGAACCGGCAUAAGCUGUCCCACUCCGGGGAGAAGCCCUACUCCUGCCCCGUGUGCGGCCUGCGCUUCAAGCGGAAAGACCGGAUGUCCUAUCACGUCCGCUCGCACGACGGCUCCGUGGGCAAGCCCUACAUCUGCCAGAGCUGCGGGAAAGGCUUCUCCAGGCCAGACCAUCUGAAUGGGCACAUUAAGCAGGUGCACACCUCGGAGAGGCCGCACAAAUGUCAGACCUGUAACGCUUCCUUUGCCACCCGUGACCGCCUGCGCUCCCACCUGGCCUGCCAUGAAGACAAGGUACCCUGCCAGGUGUGUGGGAAGUACUUGCGGGCAGCGUAUAUGGCAGAUCACUUGAAGAAACACAGCGAAGGACCAAGCAACUUCUGCAGUAUAUGUAACCGAGUGAAAGUUGAAUUGACGACUAAGCACGAGAGUGGACCCAGAGAUUCCCUGAAAACUUCCGUGGACUCCAGGGAUGGCAUAACUCAGCAUUUGGAUACGCUGGAGAUGAAGAACUCCCUGGCUAUUCCAACCAUGUGGUGACCCAACCCGGGCCAGACUCGGCAUUUUGGUGACCGAGGAUCAACGUCGAGGAGGACAUGUCCAGGCUUGGAGGAGACCUUGGGAGUCUAGAACUCUGGAGGUCCUGACCCAUUGACCAAAGCUGAGUCAGAGCAAGAGGAGUUUCUUCAUUGGAGAAAAUGACCACCAUAAAAAAUCUGGCCCAGUUGUGGCCCAUUUUGCCAAUAGAUAAGUGUUUAGAUAGUUGCAGGACUCAGAUGAAAUAGAAAAUGUCCUAUGAGCAGUCCUGCAAACUGCUUUGUGUUCUAAUGAAGUUUAGGUAUCGGCAUCCCAGCAGAUCAUAACAGUAGCGAUAAGUUAGUUAAAGAAUCUUAUUUUAACUUUGUUCUUGUCAAAUGUGGGCUUGUGAGUACUCUGUGUUUAGCAUUCCGUUUGUGUAUAGGAAGUAAAUACCUGUCCCAUAUCUGGUUCAUCAUUGUAACUCCCCUGCUUUUGAGGAAACCUUAGAUGUGAAUUUAAGCUUUAAAGAAUACAUCCCUUGAGACCUUAGGGUGGGGAUGGGGGUAACGAGGCAAGAAGAAUGAAAAAAGGGGCCUUAGUGCCUCUUGUUCGAGGUCCGUAUGGCUCCCUCAAGUCCAAACCCGGACCAAAUCUCAUGCCUGAUUUUUAGAAUAAAAAGACCCAUAAAUGGAAAAAGAAGAGGUGCAGUGCCCCCUUCCAAACCCUGUUGGCCCAGCAGGGGAUUCCUGAAUGUUAGAUGUUGUUUUUGUAAUUAAUAUGUGUAUAAUUUUCCCAAGAUUGAACCAACCCUUCUUUCCUGGUAGAAAUCCAACCUGGUCAUAGUUUAUAACCUUUAAAAUCUAUUACUAUAACUUAAUUAUUUUACAUUAUUUGAAGUAGAUAUCCAUUAGAAAUAUUGAUUUAUGAGUUUAUUUUUCCGACAUCUCUCCCUGUUUGAGGUAUUAGGACAGUCUCGGAGAAGGAAUUUGGUAGGGCGCCAUCUUUCCCUACCUUUGCAAACAAUUUGUGCAAAAUUUGAGUUAACAAUUCUUUAAAAUGUUUGAUAUAAUUUACAUCAAAAUCCAUUUGGUUCUAGGAUUUUUUUCCCUUUGGGGGGGAAAAAACUUAUAUAAGCUUUAGAGCUUAUUCAAUUUCUUUUUUCUGAAAUUGGAUUGUUUAACUUCUGUUUCUUCUGAUAAUCGGGGUAUUUUCUAUUUUGUAAGCAUCUAUUUAAUUUUAGACAUUUUUCCUAGACUAUAAUUCAGGAUAGUUUCUAAUAAUUUUCUUUUUUCCUCUUAAUUUAUUGAGUUCUCCUUUUCUAUCUUAGAAACUAGCAAUUUGAUUUCUCUCUCCUCUUUUCUUUCUUUCACUCUGUCUCUUUCAUCAAAUUAACUAACCAUUUGUUUUACUAAUUUUUCCUAAAAAACAGGACAUAGUUUUAAUUGAUCAUUUCAGUAGUUUUUUUGGAUAUGUUCCAUUGAUCUCCUCUUUGAUUAUAAGUAUUUCUAUUUUGCAUUUAGUUGGGGUUAUGAUUUGUUGCUUUUUUAGUUUAUUUAGUUGCAUGCGCCAUUUGUUGAUCUGUUCUUUCUCUCUUUUGUUUAUGAAAGUGUUUAGUGAUAUAAAUGUUCCCUUAAGGACUGCUUUGGCUACCUCCCCAAAGAUUUAGAUGUCCUUUUGUUAUCCUUUUAUUUAAUGACAUUAAUCUCUUCUUUCUAUUGCUUGUUGGUUGACCCACUGAUUCUUUAGAAUGAAAUAAUUUACUUUCCAUUUUCAGUUUUAAUACUUUCUUCAGAGUCCCUUUAUUGAUUAUAAUUUUUAUUACAUUGUGGUCAAUAAAGGACAGGUUUAAUAUUUCUGUUUUUCUGAAUUGGUUUAUUUGGUGUUCAUGUCCAAUCAUAUGGUAAAACUUUAAAGGUUCUAGUUGAUAUGUGUAUUCCUUUAUAUUCCCAUCUAGCAAGCGCCAAAGACCUAUUGAAGCUAACUUUUCUAAAAAUCCUAUUUAGGUCCUUAAUUUCUUCUUAUUUAUCUUUUUCUUUUUUAAAUUAGAAUUGUCUAGAUAGAAAAGGGGAAUUUUUAGGGUUUUUCUAUUUAUUUGUUCCUGUAAUUCAGUCCUAAAAUGGGACACCUACAGCAGAAUCCAUUACUCUAAGGAUUAUCUGACCAGGGCAGAGUACUGUGAGAUUAUCACUUCCUAAUUCCUAUGCCUCUCACUGUAGCCUAGGAUCAAAUUAGCUUUUUUUGGUCAGAAAAAGAAUGAGUAAAAGAAUAAAAAGCAGUUAGUAAACCUUUACUAUCUUCCCAAAAUUAUGCUAAAUCCUCGAGAUGCAAAUACAAAAGCAAGAUGAGCUGUUUGCCCUUGAGGGGCUUAGAUUAUAGUAGGCUGGAAAAGGAAGGAAGGAAGGAAAGAAAGACAGAGAAAGGAAGGACAGAUAGAAGGAAAGGUGGGAGAAAAGGAGAGAGAGAGAAAGGGAAGAAAGGAAGGAAGGAAAGAUGGAGGGAAUGAAGGAAAGAAAGAAACAAGAAAGAUGGAAGAAAGGAGAAGAGGGAAGGAAGGAGGGAAGGAAGAGCAGAUGGAAGGAAAGGUAGGAGGAAAGGAGGGGGAUAAAUGAAGGAAGGAAGGAAGGAAGGAAGGAAGGAGGGAGGGAGGGAAAGAAGGAAGGAAGGAAAGAAAGAAGGAAGAAAGGAGGCAGGGAAGGAAGGAAAGAAGGAGUGAAAGGAGGCAGAAAGAGGGAGGGAGGGAAAGAAGGAAGCAAGGAAGGAGGGAGAGAGGAAGGAAGAAGGGAGGAAAGGAGGAAAAGAAGGAAGGAAGGAGGAAAAGAAAGAAGAAGGGAAGGAGGGAAGGAAGGAAGAAAGGAGGGAGGGAGGGCAAGAAGGAAGCAAGGAAGGAGGGAAAGAAGGUAGCAAGGAAGGAGGGAAGAAGAAAGAGAGGGAAAGAAGGAAGGAAGGAGGGAGGAAAGGAAGGAAGGAAAGAAGGAGGAAAAGAAGGAAUAAAGGAGGGAGGGAAAGAAGGAAGGAGGGAAGAAGAAAGGGAGGCAAAGAAGGAAGGAAAAGGGAGGGAGGCAAAGAAGGAAGGGAGGGAAAGAAGGAAGCAAGGAUGUAGGGAAGAAGGAAGGGAAGGAAAGAAGGAAGGAAGAAAGGAGGGAGAGAGGGAAGGAAGGAAGAAGGAAGGGAAGGAAAGAAGGAAGGAAGGAGGAAGGAGAGAGGAAAGGAAGGAAGGGAAGGAAAGGAAAGGAAAGGAAAGGAAAGGAAAGGAAAGGAAAGGAAAGGAAAGGAAAGGAAAGGAGGAGGGAAAGAAGGAAGAAAGGAGGGAGGGAAGGAAAGAAGAAAGGAAGGAAGGAGAGAAGGAAGAAAGGAGGGAGAGAAGGAAAGAAGGAAGGAAAGAAUGAAGAAAGGAGGGAGGGAGAGCAAGAAGGAAGCAAGGAAGGGAAGGAAAGAAGGAAGGAAGAAAGGAGGGAGGGAGAGAGGAAAGGAAGGAAGGAAAGAAGGAGGGAAAGAAGGAAGAAAGGAAGGAGGGAAGGAAAGAAGGAAGGAAGGGAAGGAAGGAGGGAAAGAAGGAAGGAAAUGAAGGAAGAGAGGGAAGAAGAGAGAAAGGAGUGAAGGAGGGAAGGAGGGAGGAGGAAAGGAGGAAGACAGAGGAAGGAAAAGGGAGGGGAGGAAACGAAUAUUUAUUAAGUCCUUACUAUGUACCAGACACUGUGCUAAGUGCUUUACAAAUAAUAUCUCAUUUGAUCCACCGCAGGGAGGUUGGUGCUAUUAUAUCAUCUCCAUUUUAGAGUUGAAGAAACCAAGUUUGAGAGGAAUUGAGCAAUUUGCCCAGAGUCAGACAGCUUGUAAAUAUCUGAGGUCGGAUUUGAACUUGGGUCUUCCUGCCUCCCAGGCUGGGCUGGCUGGAGCAGACCUUUGGGGAGAGAGAGGGCUGCUGGGGCUCCAGGGAGCAUUUCAAGGCUAAGAGGAGGCACUAUCCAGGAGGGAGCAGGCGGCCUUGGAGGGAAGGUUGAGUGUUCCUGGCAGCAAAAGACUGCCAUCUUCUUGAGCCAAACCCUCUAUGCUGCCCAUUUAAAGGGACACAACAUAGAUCUGAAGUCGUUGGGAGGCAUUUUUGGAUGGGGGGAGGCCCUGGGCAUGGGUGGGGGCUCAGGAAAGGCUUUUCUGUGGGAAGAGGUCCAGGGACUCGCCUUGGAAAGAGGCUGGAAAUUCUAAGAGAAGGAGGGAAGGAGUGAGCUCAGUCCAGGCUUAGGGAUCACUCAGAGACCCAGAGAGGACGCUGGACAGUGUGCUGGAUGACCCGGGUGGAGGCUGCUUGAACUGGACAGAGAAGGAGAAGGGAAAAGCCUACAAAGGCUUCAGAGGCCAUAGAGGAGGCUGUACUGGAUUAGAGGAAAUAAGAAGCCGCUGGAGCUUCCGGAUUUUCUCAGGAAUAUAACAAGCGUGGAGGUCAUGUGGUCUUGUGGACGUGGCAGGCGUUUUCCCUGUGGGGUUUGCUGGGUGCCAAAGAGGUGGAUGUGGAAGGACCUCAGAAAGGACCUCCCAGGCUCAUGAUGCUUCCGUGGCAAUUUUCAAGGGGGAUGACCUUCUUCUUGCUGCAAGGUCUAAUGCUCUAUUUCACAGGACAGCUCAGGAGCACAAAGGAGAGAGCACUGGGCCUGGGAUAGAGCACUGGACCUAGAAUGAGGAAGACCUGAGUUCAAAUCCAGCCUCAGAGAGGUUUACUAGCUGUGUGACUCUGAACAAGUCACUUAACCCUAUUUUCCUCAGUUUCCUCAUCUGUAGGCUAGAGAAAGAAAUGGCAAACCACUCCAGUAUUUGCUAAGAAAACCCCAAAUGGGUUCACAGAGUCAGACUGGACUGAAAUGACUGAACACUUUAUCCACUAUGUCCAAAAGCAACUUUAAUAAAUUAUGUAAAAUUAAAAAAAAA